UUUUCACUUCUCGUUCAAAUCCCGCGCCUCACAGUCUCGUGAGAUUUCUGAAAGUUUACUAGCGACCAAACUUUCCGGACUGAAAUAAGUGACUUUUUCGCAAAUACCGAACGAAAUAUAUACACAAUGAUAUAAGAGCGAGAAGCAGUAGUACUUACCCUAACGAGUGUAAGAAUGCUGGAGCUCAAAAAUGAAGUAAAAGAGGAAAAAUCAGUUGGAAACAAUAUCUUUGUAAAUGCGCUGAAUCCAAAUUUUGACCAAGUCUGAUUAUGCCGCUGAAUAAAGGACGUCACAUGUAUUGCUCAUAACUUCAUAAGUAAGAAGCACUAGCAGUAUGUAUAGGAAGUAUUACAGAAACAGCAAAACAGCAAAGGAGAAGGCCAGUGAUGAGUCACAAUCUAAAGCAGACCACAUAUUUGCGGAGCAUAAGUUGCACCAAGCAGCAAAAGAGAGGCAAAUUAAAGACCAGAGGAAGCAAUACAAUGAACAGCUUCAAGCCAAGAUUCUUCAGAGAAAGAGGGAACAGGCAAAGCAACGUGAAGCACAUAGCACAGCAAGCGAUGAAAAGCCCAAAGAAUUGGCACCUCAACUCAAGAUUAAGUUAAGAUGUGUGCUACAGGGUGACCCAUUUGAAGAAGUUGAAGAAAACUCAAAGAUAGUUCGAGUUUUCACUAGCUCAACUUUUAAAGAUACUUCAGUUGAGCGUAAUGAGCUUAUGCAGAAUGUCUACCCUCAAUUAAAGGAGUUCUGUCAUCGUCAUGGCAACUAUGAGUUUCAAGUGGUGGACAUGAGAUGGGGGGUGCGUGAUGAAACUGCGGAUGAUCACAUGACUGGCGAACUGUGUCUGAAAGAGCUGCAGCAAUGCCAGGCAAAAUCUACUGGACCUAAUUUUGUUACAUUCCUCUCAGCAAGAUAUGGAAGCAAAUUAUUGUCCAAUAAACUGGAGUCUUCGUUAUAUAAUGCAUUAGCUAACACUUUGAAGGAAGAGGAUGUGGAAUUUCUCAAUAGUUGGUACAAAGAGGAUACAAAUACAGUACCACCUACAUUCAUACUUCAACCAAUCAGCUCACGGUAUCCGCAUUACUAUGACAACACAAAUAAAGAAAAAUCAAAGGAUGCUAGAAAUGACUGGUGGUUGGAUUCAGUCAGAUUACGUAGCAUACUAUUUAAUGCAGCUGAGCAGGUUUAUUCAUCUGAUCCUACCAAGUAUCACCCCUUCAGGAUGUCAGUUACUGAAGCUGAAAUAGAGAAUGGACUACUGACAGCAAAGGAUCCAAGCAGCCAUUGCUUCUGGUUUAAGAGAGAUCUGAUUGGCUUAGACCCACGCAAUAAAUCCAAGAUGGCUGGUUUCUACUCCGAUAAUUCCGGGGAAGAAGAGGAAGUGAAAUUAGCUGGAAAAUUAAUGGAUGAUCUGAAAACUAAAAUAAUUUCCAAAAUCCCAAAGGAGAAUAUCAAAGAAUACCCAGUGCAAUGGAGAGAUGAGGGUAUCACAUUAGCAGAUACUUCACACAAGGCAUAUGUGGAGCAAUUCUCAAGAGAUUUCCAAACAGCCAUGCAAGAUAUGAUUCUAAAGGGUAUUGAGGACAGGAUGCUCUCCAGUAUAUCGGACACCACAUAUCUGGAAGUGGCACACCACAUAAAGUUUUGCCAAGCAAAAUGCUCACAGUUCCAAGGCAGGGAUUUCGCUUUACAUAGCAUCGCUGACUAUAUCACCAGUAGUAAUACUCAGCCAUAUGUCCUGUAUGGUACAUCAGGGAGCGGGAAGACUUCUAUAUUGGCAAAAGCAGCACAAACUGUAUGGCGUAAACUUGAUGGAUAUGCUUGUCUCAUUCUAAGGUUUCUAGGGACAACACCAGAGAGUUCUAAUGUAGGCUCACUGCUGACAUCUAUUGAGAACCAGCUGAAGGCCAACUACAGGGCAAAAUCUCAAGAUGGCAUUGGUGCAUUGUUGGGGAUCAUACCUAAUAAGGAAUCUCACUCGCUGACAGACAUACUUCAGUCCUUUGAGAUUCCACCCUCAAAACCAGCACUCAUAUUCUUGGACUCAUUAGAUCAACUGUCGGCCGAGAACAAUGCCCGGCAAUUGAAAUGGUUGCCAAAGGUGUUGCCGGAAAAUGUGAAAUUGAUUCUGUCAACAUUGCCUGAGAAACAAUAUGGCUGUUUGCCUGUACUGAAGGCUCAUAUAAAGCAGACUGAAAACUUCUUUGAGGUGACUCAUCUGAAACCUGAAAUGGCUCAGGAAAUUUUGAAGAGCGGAAUGAAUUGUUUAAAUCGACAGUUAACCCCUGAACAAUUGAAUCUGGUGAUAACUACACUCCAGUCAAAUGAAGACACUCUAACACCUUUGUAUGUGAAGAUAUGCAUCGAUGAGGCUGCCUUGUGGAGAUCUUACACUGCCUUAGAUGAUUGCAGAUUGCAGUCUACCGUACAAGCUGCUAUAAACGCCCUAUUUGAUCGCAUUGAGAGACAACAUGGUAAAACAUUAGUGAGCCAUGCACUGGGUUACCUGACAGCAAGCAAGAAUGGUUUAUCGCACGCGGAAAUGGAGGACUUGCUUUCUUGUGACGAGCAGGUAUUAUCAGAUGUUUACCAAUACUGGACGCCAUCUAUCCGCCGUCUGCCACCUUUGUUGUGGAUCAGAAUAUUCACAGACCUGAGUCAGUAUCUAACCAUGCAGCAAGCUGAUGGUGUACAGGUGAUCCACUGGUACCAUAGACAGUUCAUUGAGACAGCCACUAAGAAGUUUCUACAUGAUAACAACCCAGCAUUUGGCCAACCAAAGCAGUUCCAUGGUUCUAAGACAAGCUAUUUACACGAGAACCUGGCAUAUUUCUUUCUUGGCACAUGGGCUGGAGUAAGCAAGCCAUAUAAAAACAAAGAUGGCGCCAUUGUUGAGGCAGAUCGCUACUUGUCACCACAGCCAAUAGAAUACCAGCCAGGUGUUUUUAACCUUCACAAGUUAAGUGAAUUGCCCUACCAUUUGUUACACGCUGGACCUAAAAUGCUGGACGCACUCAAGUCAGAGGUCAUACUCAAUUUCAGCUUUCUUCUAGCAAAGAUUAAAGCUCAGGGUUUGAGCUCAGUUCAAGAAGAUCUUGUCAAUGCAGCAGACACAUACUCCCAGGAUGCAACUAUUCAAGUGGUGACAGAGGUCAUUAAGCUAUCCCAUGAUGCUUUGCAAGCAGAUCCUAACCAAUUAGCCGCACAAAUGAUGGCUCGGCUUCAGUAUAGCAAGAAUAAAGAUGGCAGUGACAAUCAAACAGACAUCAACACUCUGCUUAAUGGUGCAGCCAAUCACAAGUCAGAAGGCAUACUUUAUUCUUCUGGAGUGUUCUUAGCGCCACCUGGUGGACCGAUUCGUUGCUCACUUUCCACGGCCAAAGGAAAAAUUGCCCUGUAUGGCAUGAGCACAUCUAAAGAUGAGAGAUACAUUCUGUUGGGUCUGAAUGAGCCCAGCACUAUACAGCUAUGGGAUGCCAAGUACAGUCAAUUGAUACAUCAGAUUGACAGCCAGAUGUUCCCUGCGGGUGCUUACAUCUCACAAGUGCUCCUUUGGGAUAACUCAUAUAUGGUGGUGUCUUACAAGGGAGGAGUGAAACUAUUCGACUUCCAGACAGGGGAGGAAAGCCAUACUAUCAGUGACAUCAACCAGUCCUGUGCCCCUGGCCUCACUUUCAUCAUAUACAAUGGAGAACCUUCCAUUGCUGUGUAUGACGCUUCUAAGGUGAUCAUCUACAAUAAUGAGAUGGUGGAAACGCUAGAAUUGAACAUCCCGGAACUGAACCAAUCAGAGGUCAACGAACAAACUGUGCCAAUGAUCAAAGCAUUUGCGUCCUCGAUCAUCUGUGAAGUUGGAAAAAACACAAUGGUCAUCUUAGACCUGAGGACGUAUAACACAGCACAUGUAAAAUUAUUCAAAAUUGAUGUGCUUGUAUCUAUGGAUGGUGCAAUCGGUGAUAUCUUCCCACUGCCCACAGGGGAGAUUCUGGUUACGAGUACAAUGUCCCAGACAGAGUUUGAAAUAUAUGGAUUGGCAACAGGAGAGCUGAUUGAAAAAGUGUCUUUGGAGAAGGUGUCUUACUCUCAUGGCCAGGUGACAAUGACACAAGACAGCAGAUAUAUCAUCAUAACUGAAGAUGUAAGAGUGGAGUUAUGGGACUGGCAAACUAAGGAACUUGCCCAUGUUAUUACUCAUAAGAGGCCCAUCUCGUCAGCUGAAAGCCAAACUGGGGAAUUUGUUACAAUGCUGGACUUUGAUGCGAGUGCAGCUCAUACAUUAUCUCAGUGGAAUAUCAACAAUCUCAAUGCCAACCAACUUGAGGAUGACGUGUUUCAACUUGGGUCUGUCAAUACUGAAAGAUCUGUUCCGCACUUAUUCUUGGUAGAAGACAGGAAUAGCCAGCUUGACAUGUGCAUGUGGCGUGUCAUGAACAGCCAAAUGAAAGAAAUUGGGGAGAUCAAAACAGAAAAGGAUGCAUCUGUGAUAAUCGUAGAUGAAACCGUAGCGAUAGUGUACCAUGAGGCUGUAAUUAAGCUUGUGCUCAUCAAAGAUUCAUACGUCAUACACACGAUAGCCAAAGAUGUUGAUUAUUUAUGGAAGAACAUAAUCGAAGUUAAUGGCAACCAGUGUGUCAUCACAAUCUCAAAAAACACCAUACUUAUCUAUGACAUCAUCAAUUGUGACAUCAUCAGGUCAUGUGACUCAGCUGGGGACAAUAAAAUCAGAACUCUAAUAUCGAAUCCAACGGGAAGUCUAUUGAUAUGUAGUUUCGCAAAAUACACUGGCUCCAUGCUAACAUUUGAUAUAAAGGGAGAUGCUACAACAUUCUUACGCCCAUCUGAGGAAGAUUACGAUUAUGACUUAUCGAUCGAUCUUGCGACAUUGUCAUAUGAUGGGAGAUUCCUUGCAAUGAUCAGUGAGAGGGUGACUGAUAAUAGAUCUAAAGGAAUACCUAACAUCUCGCUACCAGGAUUGGUUGUAUGGGAUUUGAAACAAGGUAAAAUUGUGCACAAGCUUCAUCUCCCAGAGUAUGCCAAGCUGAAUCACGAGCUACACUUUACUAGCCAGGGGGCGCUACUAGUCCACAGUCAGGCCCAGUCUGUCAAAUAUGAGAGUGACAUCUUUACACACCUCUGGACCUUAGAUGAAGUGAAGUGCACUGCAAAAUGGAAGAAAGCUGGUCAUCAAGUUGUUGCACUGUCAGAUAGUAUCAACUAUGCCCUUAUGUACCAGAGCACUACAAAGUUACUCUAUCUGCAAGACAUCCAUAAAGACAAGACUCUUGGAGCCAUAUACAUUGACAGGAUGCAAGAUGUAGAAUCCAGCUGUAUACUGCAGACUAACAAUGAGGUGAAAGGAAUUGUGAAUACACUGCAUGGUCCAGUACUUCUUGAAACUAUUUAGACUCAAGACAAUGCACGAUUCAGUUAGGCGCAGGUUCAGCUGACAAUGCAUAGGCCAGUCCCUGGGGGGUUCACUCUAAAUAAUUUGGGUAG
This is a messenger RNA of Owenia fusiformis, 5496 nucleotides long. The record is from the annotation of a GenBank genome assembly. Lineage: Eukaryota; Metazoa; Annelida; Polychaeta; Sabellida; Oweniidae.